ACCGUCUGGUGAGGGAAGGGUACCGUUGUGUCAUCUGAAGAAGGGGUCGACCCGAUUGGUUAAAAGUGACAGUUGGGCAAGCCGGGUACAAAUAGCAGGGGGCACCUCUGUUCCUGUCCACACCUCUCACAGUUGGUCCUCCUCUAACUCAGACUUCAGACCCUCCAGUUCACCAAAAUGAGCUCCAGCAAUGUCAUCUUCAAGAAGAUUUCCAAGGACAAGUCGGUUGGCGUGUACAUGGGGAAGAGGGACUUUGUUGAUCGCAUUGACUCCAUAGAAGUUGUGGAUGGUGUUAUUCUGGUUGAUCCUGAGGUGCUGCAGGGCAAGAAAGUGUUCGUCACUCUGUCCUGCACUUUCCGCUAUGGCCGGGAUGACAUGGAUGUGAUGGGGAUAGCGUUCCGCCGGGACAUCUUCAUAUCCACACGUCAGGUGUACCCGGCCCUGCAGGACAAGGAGCAGAUGAUACUGACCAAGGUGCAAAACAGGAUCCUAAAGAAACUCGGGGAUAACGCCUACCCCUUCUUCUUUGAGUUUCCUGAUAAUCUACCCUGCUCAGUUGGAUUGCAGCCUUCUCCCAAAGAUGUUGGGAAGCACUGUGCAGUAGAGUUUGAGGUGAAAGCCUUCAGUGCCGAGAACCAGGAUGCCAAAGUCCGGAAAAGGAGCACAGUCACUCUGGCUAUCCGUAAGGUGCAGUACGCCCCAGAGCAGGAUGGUCCAGCGCCCUCGGUAUCCAUCACCCGGGACUUUGUCAUGUCGGACAAACCUCUUCACCUGGAGGCCAGCCUGGACAAACAGACGUACUAUCAUGGACAGCCAAUAAAUGUCCGUGUGAAAAUCAACAACACCUCCAAUAAAAAUGUGAGGAAUGUUAUUAUUUCAGUGGACCAGAUUGCCACUGUGGUGCUUUACUCCAAUGACAACUAUGUGAAGUCAGUUGCUAUUGAGGACAGUGGAGACUCAGUGGAUGCUGGUGGCAGCCUGGAAAAGGUCUAUAGCCUGCUUCCUCUGCUGGCUCACAACCGCGAGCGGCGGGGCAUUGCUCUGGACGGCAAGCUGAAGCACGAGGACACCAACCUGGCCUCCUCCAGCUAUUUUAAACCGGGAGUGCUGAAAGAGGUGCUGGGCAUUCUGGUGUCCUAUCGAAUUAUGGUAAAGCUCAUCAUUGGAGGGAUGUUGGGGUCCAGUGAGGUUGGGGUAGAGCUUCCAUUUCAGUUGAUGCACCCAAAACCUGAUGCAGUGAAAGAUAGUGAGGCGGAGGAGGAAAUGGUGUUUGAGGAGUUCAAACGCACUUAUCUGAAGGGCAUGGUUGAGGACGAGGAGCAGGCCAACGUGGAGGAGGAGGCAUCCUAGACUGGGACGUGCAGGAGACAUCUGUGAUGAGCGAGCGAAGGCAACCUGGGUCAGAGCCGUGCUGAAAUGUCUCAGGUGGUCACUGUGACAUACUGAAAGGCAUAUCCUGGAAUAUUUACACCUGCUUCUCUGUUGAUUGUAGAUGUUGUUGUGCACCUUGUGUGUUGGCAUUGAGUGACCACCAGGGGUCAUUGUAAAAAAAGAACUGUCCUGCUAUCAACCUAAUUCUUUGUAUCUGUUCUUGUACUUGGAAUGCAAAUAAAGUGGAUUUAUGUGUAGGCAGUAGAUGAUAGGUAUUUGUCAAACUAGAGAUUUGGCAUAUUAGGUUAAUAUGGCUAUUCAUCAUAUUGUUCAUAUAUUGGUGGGCAGUUCAUAUCACAGAAAGAACACCUCAAUAAAGACACUCAG
Alosa sapidissima (American shad) is the source of this 1758-nucleotide messenger RNA. It is a transcript of the gene saga, whose product is annotated as S-antigen; retina and pineal gland (arrestin) a. Lineage: Eukaryota; Metazoa; Chordata; Actinopteri; Clupeiformes; Clupeidae. Gene Ontology annotation, biological process: G protein-coupled receptor internalization; signal transduction. The record is from RefSeq and is a predicted model, not a curated record. Gene Ontology annotation, molecular function: G protein-coupled receptor binding. Gene Ontology annotation, cellular component: photoreceptor outer segment; photoreceptor inner segment. The coding region runs from base 178 to 1350 and encodes 390 amino acids. The transcript is spliced from 16 exons.